GCGAGACAUGGACCAUGAUGAAGAACUUAAUGCCUUAAAAUGUCAAAUGACACAGCGUCAAAGGCAGCAUGUGCAAGAGAACUUAGACCUAAUUCGCUUGCACAGAGAAUUAGAGCAUAUGCAAGCCCAAAAUGCAGAUCUUGAAGAGAAAAUGAGAGCUUUAAAAAUGAACAAUGACCACUUGGUUAAGAAUAUGGAUGCCAUGGAUUUUCAAUUUAAAGCAGAACGGAAAAAAGAACUUAGAAUUGAUGGAAGAAUUGCAAAAAGCAGAAAUAAAUGCCGCUACUACUAUUGAGCUUCAAGAAAGAAUCAAGAAUACUCAAAGAGAAAGAAUCAAGACUAUUCAAAGAGAAAAUGAAAUGUUAAGAGAAACCAAUGAUAUAUUAAUUAAAAGCACUCAUGCUGUAGAAAAAGAAGGAUCAGAUAACCAAAUGGAAGACAUAUUGAAGGAAAAAAUAUUAAUUUUAGAAGCAUCUCUUCAGUUUCAAAGAAAAGAAAAAAAUGCCAUUGAGCAGGAGUAUAGUAAAGAAAAAGAAAUAUUUGCUGUAAAAGAAGAAGCGAUCACUCAACUUAAAGAUCAUUUUAAUCAACUAAAGUCCAUUAUAGAAGAAUUAGAAGUUAAUGUCUUGAAAUCACAGGAUGUAAGAUUUGAUGAAUUAGUUGAAGAUUUUAACUUGCUGAAACAGAAGAAAGAUAACAAAAAAGGUUUUGAUGAUGAUCUGCCUCAAGCAGAAUUAGAUGAUCUUCGUGCUAAAUUGGAAAAGUCUCAAGAAAAUAACGAAGAGACCAUCAAGGAGCUGCAGAACAUUAGAAGUCUAAUGACUAAAUAUGAUGUAAAUAAGGCUUCCCAGAUUGAAGUAGAAGCUCUGUCAAAAAGGCUUGAUCGGCAAGAAAAAGAAUUAGCUGCAAAAGUUGAAAAAUACUCCCACUUGCUUGAUGUAGGAGCUGCACGAGUUCAGAAACUUGAAAAAAAAAUGAAUGAUAUUGCUUAUGGAACUAAAAUUUUUACCAUUCCUGAUGAUGAAUGUGAUAAUGAAACGCUGAAAACUGAGACCUUGAGUAGAGGAGAAAACAUUUUUGAAAUCCAUAUUAACAAAAUUGAUUUCAAUAAUGUUGUGAAGAAAAAACGUGGCUCAAAUCCGAAUAUCUUCAUGACUUGGAAUUUUUAUGAAUUUGAACUACAGUCUACUCCUGUUGUUUCUGCUCAAAGACCCAGUUUUAAUUUUACUUCUCAAUAUAAUGUUCAAGUGGAUGAUUAUUUUUUGUGUUAUCUUCUUCAAAAUUCAAUUACGCUGGAACUUCAUGAGUGUUUUGGUGCAGAUUAUAAAACUGUUGCUACAUCAAAACUACAUUUUUCUGACAUUAUAUCCAAGCCUGUUAGUAGAAUUCAUGGAACCCAGUCUUUGAUUAGUGUAGAAGAUUCUGAUAUUUGUUUGGGAUCAGUGGAGUUUUGGGCGCGUUUAAAAGUACCGAUGGAGGAAACUUUCAGGCCGUUUAUGGAAAAAUUGAAAGCUUCGAAGUACAUACAACAUAACAAAGAAAUGUCUUCCUCUGCUGUGAGUUUGUUGAAGCAACCUGUUGGUAAAGAUUUACAUGUUAAUGAGUUACACAUCAAAAUAAUCAGAGGAUUGAACUUAAGUUCAAGACAAAAAGAUAUACAACCAUCAACUUUUUGUGGUUACAAAUUUUACGACUUCCCUGAUCAACAUACUGUGGUCAUACCAGCUUCAAAUAAUCCUGAGUUUUCUGAUCAUCGAACAUUUUCUCUAUACCUUGACCAUCCUUUUGAGAAGUACAUACGAACUGAAAACUUAUUCAUCUAUGUUUUUGAUGAUGAUGACCCAGAUAUCUCAUCAUAUAUAGGAAGAGCAGAAGUACCUCUUCAUUCUUUGUCCCAAAAUCAACCAAUCAAAGGACUAUUCCAGUUAAAAAAAAAUAAAGAUCUUGAUUGUGGUUCCAUCGAAAUUUUAAUCCAUUGGCAGUACGAUUACACCCCUUUUUCAUCAGAAAAUGUUCAUUUCAUUCCACAGCCUCAAAGAUCACCAUCAAAAAGCUCUGAAGAGGAAAUUCGAAGUGGUGUAGAUUCUCCACCUGUACAGCCAUCUGUACCAAAACCACGCAGGAGUGUUAAAAGCACGCCAAUGACUUCUACUGCUUUGAUCAAAGAACUUACCGCAUCCUCUUCUUCAGACUCUGAUGCAUCAAAUUCUUAUACAGAAAUAUUCUCCCAUCUCCCAUCAGAGUUCAAGUUAUCUUUAAGCAAGGAAUAGAAUUGAGCAAUUCCAGCAUAGAUGUCAGAAGUGAUCUACUUUGUCACACUACUCCACUGGCUCGCUGAGUGCUUGUGCUUGCUGCCUACCACGUACCCGGAUCCGGAUCUGUUCUUCAAACUUGCUUAUCUCUUUUU
Messenger RNA from Uloborus diversus, 2407 nucleotides. Its product is annotated as protein fantom-like. NCBI's taxonomy places the organism in Eukaryota, Metazoa, Arthropoda, Arachnida, Araneae, Uloboridae. Gene Ontology annotation, biological process: non-motile cilium assembly. The transcript is spliced from 21 exons. The record is from RefSeq and is a predicted model, not a curated record. The coding region runs from base 174 to 2270 and encodes 698 amino acids. Gene Ontology annotation, cellular component: ciliary transition zone.